AUGAAACUAUCAAUUGCCGUACUGUCAUCAAUCCUUGCUGUCUGCUCAGUUACUACAGCUGGUCCAGUUUACCCCAGUUCGGCCACAAAUGCUGGAGCUAGCACUUCGAAAGCCUCUACAAGCGGAGCUUCAGCUGAUGAAUCUGACUCUCCAGAAUUUCCUACAAAAGAUGGGCUUAAGAAAUAUUGCAGUCCAUUUGGUACUACCCAAGCGUCGUUGAUUGAAGAAAUUGCAAAAACUCGGGCUAGAAUCGACAAAAUGUUGGAGAGACUUGAAGGCGUACGUCAUAACACCAGUAUUCAAAGAAGAGUGGUUCUUGAAACGGUGCAAAAAUUCGAGUCUCUGAAAAAAACUCCGGGUCAGUUGUUGGAUAAUGCUGAAGAUGAGUAUAAUCUGCAUCAAAAAAAACUUGAAGAACUUGAAGAACGUCUGGAGGAACGUGUUAAGAUAGCUUGGACUAAGAUUGAGGAAGAAAAGGAGCUCAAGAAAAUGCUCGUACAUAACUUGUCGUCUAGAUCAUUGAUGAGGAGUGAUUCCUCACUGGGAAGAGUUCCCGGAUAUAGUCAAUGCUUCUAUUAUUUCUUUAAUUAUUUUAUGGAAGAACUCGUAUAA
Molecule: messenger RNA, 612 nt
Organism: Batrachochytrium dendrobatidis JAM81
Lineage: Eukaryota; Fungi; Chytridiomycota; Chytridiomycetes; Rhizophydiales
Exons: 1
Coding region: 1-612 (203 amino acids)
Source: RefSeq, a predicted model, not a curated record